Poeciliopsis prolifica (blackstripe livebearer) is the source of this 1964-nucleotide messenger RNA. Its product is annotated as nucleolar transcription factor 1-like. NCBI's taxonomy places the organism in Eukaryota, Metazoa, Chordata, Actinopteri, Cyprinodontiformes, Poeciliidae. Bases 183 to 1463 code for a protein of 426 amino acids. The transcript is spliced from 16 exons. The record is from RefSeq and is a predicted model, not a curated record.
CCGAUGUUUAGCUGAUGUUUCAAACUUGGCCAACGUGAUGUGUUUGUUAGUUUUUGUAAAGGCUGUUUUAGGUUGAUAUGACAAUCUAAUUUUUGAAGUUUGCUUCUAGGUUUUAUGUUUUAACUACUGCCUGUUACUUCGACUCAUUUAAAAGUCUUGAAAAGACGUUUUUGUUAAAUAAAAUGAGUGACAGUGAAAUGGACGGUGCAGAGGCUGUAUGGACCACCGCAGACCUCCUGAAGCUUGUUGGCCGUAUUAGGAGCAACACCCCAAAAAGUGAGAAAACGACGAGUUAUCAGAUGGGACUGUUGUCUGUGAACUGGGACAGAACAGCAUUUCCUCCCUAUUCUGCAAAGGAAUGCCACGACAAGUGGCAAAAGGUGAUCAAAAAGAUGCGCAAAUUUCGGAGCCUGUCGGACCUCGUUGCCGAAGCUGAAGUGGUGGUUUCCAAGCCUCUCCUCCACAGAUGGACCCACCCACACUUCCCAAAAUUCCCCGGUCCUCCAAAAAUAAACCACCUGCAGAAGAACUUUUCCAGGUUAAAAAACAAACACCCAGAGCUGUCGAUGACAGAGAUUGUGUUGAUGGCACACAAGAAGUACGAUGAGCUACCAGAUGAAAAGAAGGAUGAAUAUAAAAAGAGGUGUGCCGAUAGACGUAUGAAGUAUUGGAAAGAGUUCAACAGUUUUUGUAAAGACAACAAUCUACCUGGUACUCGAAAAUCUAGACAGGAAAAACUCUCUGCAAUUGAUGGCCUGCCUGUGAAGCCACCCCUACGUGGUGAGUUUCUGUUCAUCAAGGAGAAUGCUGCAGAAAGCCAACCUUCAUUGGGUUCAGAUUUCUUCAGUGAAAUGAAGAAAUGCUGGAAAAAACUGAGUGCUGCAGAGAAGCAUGAGUAUUACACACGCUGUCUAAAGAUGAAGCAUGAGUAUAAUGCCAAGCUGAAGGAAUAUUUAGAUCGCUUUGAUGAGACAGAGAAGCAGCGAUUCAUUGAAGAAAAUGAUAUCAGAUUCCUGAAGGCGAAGCCUGGGUAUGUGAGCAGGAGGAUGUCACCCCGUGAGCCCAAGAUGCCCAACCAAAAUCUACUCAGAAACUUUGCCAAAUAUAAGAAAAUGUCUCUUGCCAAAUCUGAGAAACUUUGGCAGAAGCUCCCGGUAAAGGAGAAGGAACGUUACAAAGAACAGAUGUGUUUGAACUUGAAGCAAUACUCAGAAAAACUGCAAGCGUGGUUCAAGGAACUGACCCCAGAAGAGCAAAUGAAAUAUUUGAAACAAAAUCCCAAAAAAUUGCAGUUCCUCGAUGUCCCAAAAAAUCUGGUGAACGAGAGAGGAGAGCUAUGUUUGAGUCAACCUUCUGAUUCGGAGGACGAAGACAUCACAGAGAUCAGCAGUGAAGAUGAUAUUUGGUGCUCUUAUGAGGAUGAGAGUGAAGAGGACUGGAACAUGUUGGAGAUGCAUCGCUGAUGGAUAGAAUCAGAACCUUCACACUGCCACAGGCAAACUUAGAUGAACACUUUCAAAUCACCUGAAGAAAUGCUGCCUGCAAAGUUACAUCAUUUGUGUGGCAGAGAUGCUUCCCAAUGUUUACUGGUGCAGUUAAUGUAGCUACACCAAGAAUAUUUUCAUAGUUUUAGAGUGCAUUCCUGGGAGUAACCAUGUUACCAGUUUUGGUUCACCAUUUUUUGAAUAUUGACUGUCGAGAAGGAAAAUUACAGUAGAACAGAAACGAUCAUUUCCUCGUUCAUGCUGUGAUAAUUUUACAUUUUCCCAGGGCUGUUUUUUUGUUUUUUAGUUCAUUCGGCUCCUGGUUAAAAAGAUUUAAACUGUUUAAAAUUCAGAUUCAUCAAGGAGAAUUGGGAAUGUAAUUAAUGUAAAUUAGAAAUUCAGUUGUUGUUUUUGAACAUGUUAUACUAACGCAUGGGACAUGACAGGAAUGAUUUCAUUAAAGAAAUACUAAAAAAUUAA